Messenger RNA from Parascedosporium putredinis, 492 nucleotides. The record is from the annotation of a GenBank genome assembly. Lineage: Eukaryota; Fungi; Ascomycota; Sordariomycetes; Microascales; Microascaceae.
AUGGCUCAAAAAGCGAAGAAGGACCUGGCCAAGUCCAACGCCGCCGCCCUCCAGAACCUACACACGCUCUCCAUCGCCCUGAACGCCGCGUUCCUCGCGUUCGCAAUCUUCCUCCGGCCCCGAUCCCUCAAGCUCUACGGCGUGCUCUCCAUCCCGGCCUUUGCCGCGCAAUUCAUCCUCGAGCGCUCCGGCCGUCCGGUGCGCGAUCCCGAGACAGGCGCUGUCCGGUCUGCCGGUCAGGACCUCGGCGCCGAGGGCUUGACUGCCUACAUGUUUGACGUUGUGUGGGUGACGUGGGCCACGCUCGUAUUCGUUAUCCUGAUUGGUGAUAAGGGGUGGUUUCUCUGGACUGUUGUGCCCGCGUACGGAGGAUAUCAGGCUGGAAGGCUGCUGCUCAAGGCGAGAGGCUUGGCUGGCGGGCUGGGCGGUAUGACUGCUCAACCUGAAGCAGCGCCCCAGGGUGGAAACAGGAAACAGAGGCGUGCUGCGUAA